Molecule: messenger RNA, 1294 nt
Organism: Drosophila obscura
Lineage: Eukaryota; Metazoa; Arthropoda; Insecta; Diptera; Drosophilidae
Gene: jet
Product: F-box/LRR-repeat protein 15
Exons: 2
Coding region: 165-1094 (309 amino acids)
Biological process (GO): SCF-dependent proteasomal ubiquitin-dependent protein catabolic process
Cellular component (GO): SCF ubiquitin ligase complex
Source: RefSeq, a predicted model, not a curated record
CAGCAAUAAUAUCUAAUGGCUGAAGCAACAGCUGCUCGAUUGUAAACAAUAGAAAAACAACAAAACUCAAGGUGUCGCAGUGGAAUUACGUUGCAAACGAAGUGUAUAGAAAGUAGUGCAUUGAAAGUGCAUUUGGCGUGAAGAGAGAUCACGAAAUCGGACGCAUGUGCAGUCUACAUGUCGAGGAGGAAGCCCACUUGGCGGCCAUGGGCGGGAACGGAACACCAAAGCCCAGCCCAAGGCCAAGGCCACACGAAGCUAAAAUCACGCUGUUCGACAUUUGCUGGGAGGACGUGCUCAUACCACACAUGGCGACUUAUCUGUCGCUGAAGGACAUAUUCAAUUUGCGCUGUUGCUCGCAGACGGCGCGAUGCUUUGCCGAGGCUUCGCUGGAAAAGCGUCAAGAGCUAAAUUUGUCCGGGAAUAAUACAAGCAAUAUUGAGCUGGGUUUCAAGGUGGUGGCCCGCUGCUGCCGACGGCUGGAGGUGUUGCAUUUGGCCUGCUGCAAGUGGCUGACAGAUGACCUGCUGCUCCCCUUGCUGACCAACAAUAAGCACCGUCUCUGUGCCGUAAAUCUCAAUGAAUGCGUCAACAUCACGGCCCUCUCGCUGCAGCCGAUUAUAGUGGAGUGCAAGGACUUGCGAAUUCUCAAACUGUCCAAGUGUCAGUGGCUCACUACCGGUGCUGUGGAUGCCUUAACCCUGCAUCAGAGCAAGCUGGUGGAGUUUGACAUAUCUCACUGCGGGGCCAUUGGCGAGCGCUGCCUGAUCAUCUUCUUCCGCAAGCUCAACAAGCUGACUGUCCUGUCGUUGGCCCAUACCCCGAGUGUGACGGAUCAGGUGCUCAUCCAGAUCGGAAACUAUUGCCGGGAGCUAGAGCACAUUAAUUUGAUGGGCUGUGUGGCUAUUUCCGACUAUGGAGUGCAUGCACUGACGAAGACCUGUCCCCGGCUGCAAUCGCUGAUGGUGCAGCGGUGUCCUCUGGUUACCGAGCGGGUUCUGGCACCGUUGCGAGGACGCGUGCACCUGGACCGACCCAGCAUGGGAUACAAUCUGCCAGCCAGCCAGCAUCAUCGGCUGUUCCUGCAGGUCUGAGAUUAUCCACUUCUUAUCCGAACCAUCAAUAACUUUCGAGGCUACUUCCGGCUAGAAGGAGAAUGAAGAUAUUUGCUGUGUAAAUACAUGCCACUGUAUCGGACGCUUUAAUUUACUUUUAGGCUUAAUCUUACAAAAUGUUCACAUUAAUUUAAGCUGUACAAUAAACGUAUUUACUCCUAUACGUACUCUCUAUAAAA